This is a messenger RNA of Striga hermonthica, 646 nucleotides long. The record is from the annotation of a GenBank genome assembly. Lineage: Eukaryota; Viridiplantae; Streptophyta; Magnoliopsida; Lamiales; Orobanchaceae.
GUCCCAACUUGGAUGACCUUUUCGGAAGACAGUCUGGUACUACAUCUGGUUACUCUUACUCAGCUGCCAACGAGAACAAGUCCGUGAACUGGGAAGAGCCUACACUUGAUGACUACUUGCUUAAUCAUAAGAAGGAUUCUAUAGCCACAGGGGAUCCGAUGGCCGAUUUCUCAGAUUCCUCCUCAGUUGAUUCGGAUUCCUCUGGGGUUACUAAUAAGAGAAAAUAUGCCAAGGAUGAGGAUGAGGAUGAGGAUGAGCCGGAAUCCCUUGAUGUCCCCUUCUACUUCCAACCUCUGAACCCCCAUGCCUUUGAUGUAUUUUACAAGACACGCGGCAUGGAUGUAUUGUCUGCUAAAGUAUUCAAAGGUCAGCUUAAGGAGAUGGUGUUGGAGAUCCGAGAACGUCUCGACGGUGUAUUAAAUGGUGAUGUGGACGUGCAGGCUUUUGAAGCAAAAGUACAAGAACUUUUCAGCAGACCGGAUUUCUUAGAGGAGGUUGAUGAGUCUACCCAGGAGCGUCGAUCUUUGGUUGUGCCUUUAGAAGAAUAUUCCAGAACAAAAGACGCCAAGGAUCGAAUGCGUGAUGUUAAGCAGGAUCCAUCCUUCGAGGCUUUUUUGGGAUGGACGGAACCCCUUGAUGUUAUAAG